AUGCAAGUUAAAGCUCUUGCUCUCUCUUUGUUCAUUGCUUUGGCCACGGCAUUGCCCGCUGGCGAGGACAAUGUUGCCGAUGUCAUCCAAGGCACCGAAAAGAAUCCACAGUGGAAAGGCUCUGAUGCAGACAACACCGUUCUGGCUCAGAAGAAUUGGCAGGCAGCUGGAGGUUGCAAGACAGAUUGGGAUGAGAAUAGAAGAUGUCUUACCCAGUGCAUGGGCGAGGCCAACUCCAAGUGCCGUGGAUGGAAGUCGAUGACUGCAGUCAUCCAGGGCGGCUGCGUUUGGGGUUGGAACACUUGCAGAUGCGUCUGCGAGUACUAA
Colletotrichum truncatum is the source of this 327-nucleotide messenger RNA. RefSeq lists its product as uncharacterized. NCBI's taxonomy places the organism in Eukaryota, Fungi, Ascomycota, Sordariomycetes, Glomerellales, Glomerellaceae. The record is from RefSeq and is a predicted model, not a curated record.